Molecule: messenger RNA, 3324 nt
Organism: Erinaceus europaeus (western European hedgehog)
Lineage: Eukaryota; Metazoa; Chordata; Mammalia; Eulipotyphla; Erinaceidae
Gene: PIP5K1C
Product: phosphatidylinositol-4-phosphate 5-kinase type 1 gamma
Exons: 19
Coding region: 110-2182 (690 amino acids)
Biological process (GO): phosphatidylinositol metabolic process
Molecular function (GO): phosphatidylinositol kinase activity
Source: RefSeq, a predicted model, not a curated record
GCGGCGGCGGCGGCGGCGGCGGCGGCGGCGGCGGCGGCGGCGGCGGCGCUUGUUGUUCGGCGCCCGCUGCCGUCUGUCCGUCCGUCCGUCGGUCCGUCCGUCGGCGGCCAUGGAGCUAGAGGUCCCGGACGAGGCGGAGAGCGCCGAGGCGGAGGCUGGCCCCGCGGAGGCGUCCUGGGCGGCGGAGAGCGGCGCCGCGGCAGGUGUGGCCCCCAAGAAGGCAGCCCCCACGGAGGCCCAGCCGGUGAUGGGCGCCCCCGGCGCUGGACACGGGAGGAAACUGGGUCACCGCGGGGUGGACGCCUCCGGAGAGACCACCUACAAGAAGACCACAUCGUCCACGCUGAAGGGUGCCAUCCAGCUGGGCAUAGGCUACACCGUGGGGAACCUCAGCUCCAAGCCCGAGCGUGACGUGCUGAUGCAGGACUUCUACGUGGUGGAGAGCAUCUUCUUCCCCAGCGAGGGCAGCAACCUCACCCCUGCCCACCACUUCCAGGACUUCCGCUUCAAGACCUAUGCCCCCGUGGCCUUCCGCUACUUCCGGGAGCUCUUUGGCAUCCGGCCCGAUGACUACCUGUACUCCCUGUGCAACGAGCCUCUGAUCGAGCUCUCGAACCCGGGCGCCAGCGGCUCCCUGUUCUACGUCACCAGCGACGACGAGUUCAUCAUCAAGACGGUGAUGCACAAGGAGGCCGAGUUCCUGCAGAAGCUGCUGCCAGGCUACUACAUGAACCUGAACCAGAACCCGAGGACGCUGCUGCCCAAGUUCUACGGGCUGUACUGUGUGCAGUCGGGCGGCAAGAACAUCCGCGUGGUGGUCAUGAACAACAUCCUGCCGCGCGUCGUCAAGAUGCACCUCAAGUUCGACCUCAAGGGCUCCACCUACAAGCGGCGCGCCAGCAAGAAGGAGAAGGAGAAGAGCGCACCCACCUACAAGGACCUGGACUUCAUCCAGGACGUGCCCGACGGGCUGCUGCUGGACCCCGACACCUUCUCCGCACUUGUCAAGACCCUGCAGCGGGACUGCCUGGUGCUGGAGAGCUUCAAGAUCAUGGACUACAGCCUGCUGCUCGGGGUGCACAACAUGGACCAGCAGGAGCGCGAGCGGCGGGCCGACGGCGCCCAGGGCCCGGCCGACGAGAAGCGACCCCCACCCGGCCAGAAGGCGCUCUACUCCACCGCCAUGGAGUCCAUCCAGGGGGGCGCCGCGCGCGGGGAGUCCAUCGACAUGGACGACACGAUGGGGGGCAUCCCCGCCGUGAACGGCCGUGGAGAGCGCCUGCUGCUUCACAUUGGCAUCAUCGACAUCCUGCAGUCCUACAGGUUCAUCAAGAAGCUGGAGCACACCUGGAAGGCGCUGGUUCACGACGGGGACACCGUGUCCGUCCACCGGCCCAGCUUCUAUGCCGAGCGCUUCUUCAAGUUCAUGAGUAACACGGUUUUCCGGAAGAACUCCUCCCUGAAGUCCUCCCCGUCCAAGAAAGGCCGCAGCGCCCUGCUGGCUGUCAAACCCCUGGGUCCCACGGCCGCCUUCUCCGCCAGCCAGAUCCCCAGCGAGCGCGAAGACGCACAGUAUGACCUCCGGGGUGCUCGCAGCUACCCCACACUGGAGGACGGAGCCCGGCCUGACCUCCUGCCCUGCACGCCACCCUCGUUUGAGGAGGCCACCACCGCCUCCAUCGCCACCACCCUGUCCUCCACGUCCCUGUCCAUUCCUGAGCGGUCGCCAUCAGAGACGUCAGAGCAGCCCCGCUACAGGCGGCGCACACAGUCCUCGGGACAGGACGGCCGGGCGCAGGCAGAGCCCCCCGCCGAUGAGGACCUGCAGCAAAUCACAGUGCAGGUGGAGCCGGUGUGCAGCAUGGAGAUCGUGGUCCCUGCAGAGCAGGAUGAGGGCUUGGAGGACACCCCGGCCAGUGCCGCCACUGCUAGUGUUGCUGUCACUGCUGUGGCCGAAGCAGAGACCGCCAGCCAGGCCUCGGACGAGGAGGACACACCUGCCACUGACAUCUACUUCUUCGCGGAUGGGCGGCAUUGGAUUUGCUCCCCCCGCCGUCGCCGCCUGCGGGCCGUCACGCUGAGCUCCUCGGGGACACCCACGGAUGAGCGCAGCUGGGUGUACUCCCCCCUGCACUAUAGUGCCCCCCAACGCCCGGGCUCCGACGGCGAGAGCGACUCCUAACGUCUACGCAGCUGCUGGACGCCCACCCCUUCCAGGAAGGCCACCCUGCUGCCUGCACCCACCCGCCCACUGUGGGACCAUUGGGGACCCCUGUGCCCACCGUACUGUGAGCCCGGCCCCCCGGCCCCCCAGCCUCCGCCUCACGUAUUUAUUUUGGGGUCCCACCACCCCCACCUCUCCCUGGGCACAGUGCACGAAGGCUCCUGGAGGAAAAGGACCAAGAGAUGCCUCCACCCCCCACCCAGAAAGAAGACUGGGAUUCCACUCAGUGGUACUGGGGGGGCCCACUCCCCGCUCACAUGCAGGGCACCCCCAGAGGGCACUGUGGCCUCACGUCUGCGGCCUCUGGGGGCAUGGGGCCGGAACUCAGGGCUCCAGAGACUCACGCCUCUGACUUGGGGUCCCCCCCUGCCCAGGCCCUGGCUGGGGUCCCCACUUUGUGGGGGAGGACACAGGGCGAGAAGAUGGACCCUUCGGAUGGCCCCUCCCCUCUGGUGUGUUCCUCCUAGCCCAUCGCCCCUGGCUCUCCUGCGCCUUCUGCCCAGCCACUGUCUGUCUGUCUUUCCAUCUGUCGGCCCUGGGACAGACCUCUCGAGGCUGACUUAAAAGAGUUUAGGAGAAACCGCCGCCCCCAGCCCCACCUUGAUAUCAUGAGGACGUUUCUAUUUUUGGUGUGAAGUCACUGAGACCCCAUCCCACCCACCCCCCAACUGGACGGCCAGGAAGCUGUGGAUUCCAGGGCACCCCAGACAAGCUUGGGGGCCGCAGCCCAGGGUCACCCCAGGAUGGAAGUCAGUAAAUACCUGGGAAGCCUUCUGUGUGUCCCGCGCCCCCCAGCCACCCCCCAGCACCUGGCUCAGUGCAAUACCCCCACCUUGGGGGGAUCCCUCGCCAAGGUACUGUCCCCCACAGCUCCGACCCUGCCUCCCCAUUCCUCUGGGGCUCCCGCCAGCCCCCCAAAUCCAGGGGGACAGACAAUCCCCAGUUCGGUUCCCUUGGGCGGGGCCCUGGGACCCAGCCUGGGCGUGGGGAACCCACACAGCCAUUCCUGGUGUCCCCCAAGUGGCAGGCGUCUGCAGCCCCAGACUCCCCCAUCCCCCUUUUUACAUCCAGAUGUCUCCAAUAAAUCGGGUAAUGAGCUC